UUUCCAUCCUCGACAUAUUAAAAUGACCGCCUUCGAAGCUACAAAGGUCUACGAUGUGGUGGUGGUGGGUGCCGGGCUCAGUGGUCUCCAAGCUGCUCAUUCAAUUCGGGCCGCAGGGUUCAGUGUAUGUGUCUUAGAAGCUACCAAUCGAGUGGGCGGAAAGACAUUGUCGGUACAGUCCUGUGAGAAUGGAGUGAAUGAUCUGGGAGGGGCCUGGAUCAACGACACCAAUCAGAACGAGAUCUUCAAACUCCACCAGCGAUAUAACCUGGAGGGCGAGAUCCAGUAUACUCGUGGAGAUGACAUCCUCCUAUUGACAGACGGCGUGGCUCGCAAGAUACCUUAUGGCCAGACCCCAACAGGUCUUCCACAGCAACUUAUCGAGAUUUUUCGAGAGGAAUCCUCGCACAUCGAUCUACAUAGUCCUGCCAGCUCCGCUGAAGCCGAAAGGAUUGACAGACAGACAUUCCGGGACUUCUGCAUUAGUCGGACAGGAUCUCAGCAUGCGGCGGAUUUUGCAGACGCAAUCUCUGCGGCGCUUCUUGGAGUGGACAGCAACGAACUCAGUGCUUUGUAUAUGCUGUAUUACUUCAAGUGCGGUUGUGGGGUUGACAAUAUGCUUUCGGACGGGAAAGAUGGUGGACAAUACUUGCGGACAAGGCAAGGCACUCAAACUAUUUCUCUGAACAUGGCGAAGGAGCUUGACCCAGAGGCUCUCUUCUUAGACACACCGGUCACUUCAAUCGACCAAUCUCGCUCUGAUGGUAUCUGUGUGGUUCAGACUCUCGGUCGUCCUACUUUCCACUGCCGACGAGUCAUCGUGUCUGUGCCCACUACCUUGUACCGGAGCAUCUCUUUCAGUCCACCACUACCAGAGGCAAAGCACACUCUUAGUCGCGACACCGUGAUGGGAUACUACAGCAAGAUGAUUUUCGUCUUCUCAGAGCCAUGGUGGCGUAAUGCUGGAUUUACUGGUAUCCUAAACUGUGCGAAUGGCCCAAUUACCUUCACUCGGGACACUAGUAUUCCCGCGGAUGACCAGUGGUCUAUCACUUGCUUUAUUGUCGGAAGCCGCGGGCAGACAUGGUCGAAGCUGUCUAAACCAGAUCGGCAAGCCCAGGUCUGGAAGGCAUUUUGUCAGUGCUUUGCUGAAUUUGUGGAGAGUAUCCCCGAGCCGGCAAAUGUUCUGGAGAUGGAGUGGAGCAAACAGCCUUUCUUCCUGGGGGCCCCUUGUCCAGUCAUGAGGCCUGGUGGAAUGGUCUCAGCUGGGAACAGCCUAGCUGAGCCAUUCGGGAGAGUCCACUUCGUCGGAACCGAAACUUCCUUGGUGUGGCCUGGAUAUAUGGAAGGGGCUGUUCGGUCCGGGCAGCGAGGAGGUGCCGAAGUUGUGAAGGCGUUUAAAGACGACCAUCGUUCCAGGGCGUAGGAAACCUCAAAGAAUACUCUUGAUAAAUAAUCGC
Aspergillus sclerotioniger CBS 115572 is the source of this 1460-nucleotide messenger RNA. RefSeq names its product flavin monoamine oxidase family protein. The record is from RefSeq and is a predicted model, not a curated record. Lineage: Eukaryota; Fungi; Ascomycota; Eurotiomycetes; Eurotiales; Aspergillaceae. The coding region runs from base 23 to 1426 and encodes 467 amino acids. The transcript is spliced from 3 exons. Gene Ontology annotation, molecular function: oxidoreductase activity.